UCUUUCUCCGGCAGGAUUUCCUGUAUUGUCGCUGACAAUGUUAGUUUCUAGGUGACUAGACUGAGCUGCUCCAGUUUUCUGAUCGUCUGUGGCCUGAAGCGGUAAACUUUCACCACGCCGCUACUAGCACCAACGCGUUCCAGCCGAAAAGUUAACCAGCGGCUUUGCAGCUGUACUCAGAAUAGUAGAGCUUCCCCUUGUUGGAAAGGCCUUCGCGAACACUCGGCUGUUUGGCAGUGAGGGACACAUUUUGAAGAUCAGAAACUGGGGAAGACAUCGGAGGAAGGGGAUUGGGGCGAAACAAAUAUACCCAUCCACAACCAAUUCAGUCCAGAUAAAUAAAAGGACGAAACUCAUGGUGUGCUUGUGGAUACAGUCACACAGUACUGAGCGGUGAACGUCGGCGAGACGUAAACCGAGCGCCACUCAUGUUUUCAUCAAGUCAAGAAGAUCACAGUGCGCCCACCAAGGAUCCCGUGAAGUAUGGAGAACUCAUCGUCCUGGGAUACAAUGGCUCGCUUCCAAAUGGAGACAGAGGGCGCAGAAAAAGCAGAUUUGCUCUUUACAAACGAUCCAAACCUAAUGGAGUCAAGCCCAGCACGGUGCAUGUUAUUUCUACUCCUCAGGCUUCCAAGGCGGUCAGUUGUAAAGGGCAACAUAGCAUCUCAUAUACGCUAUCCAGAAACCAAACUGUGGUGGUCGAGUAUACUCAUGAUAAGGACACUGACAUGUUUCAGAUUGGACGGUCCACAGAGAACCCCAUUGACUUUGUGGUGACAGACACUGUUUCUGGUAGCCAAACUAAUGAUGAGAUGCAAAUCACUCAAAGUACCAUCUCUAGAUUUGCAUGUAGGAUAGUUUGUGACAGAAAUGCGCCAUACACUGCUCGGAUUUAUGCUGCAGGCUUCGAUUCAUCAAAAAAUAUAUUUCUUGGAGAAAAAGCGGCUAAAUGGAAAAAUCCUGAUGGCCACAUGGAUGGGUUAACAACUAAUGGAGUGUUAGUAAUGCAUCCUAGGGGAGGCUUUACAGAAGAAUCCAAACCUGGGAUAUGGCGUGAAAUUUCUGUUUGUGGAGAUGUGUACACUCUAAGGGAAACAAGAUCAGCGCAGCAAAGAGGAAAACUGGUGGACAGUGAAACUAAUGUUCUUCAGGAUGGCUCACUUGUUGAUCUUUGUGGAGCAACGCUUCUGUGGAGAACAGCAGAUGGCUUGUUCCACACUCCAACCCAAAAACACAUUGAGGCUCUUCGACAGGAGAUAAAUGCUGCUAGACCUCAGUGUCCGGUUGGGCUUAACACCCUAGCAUUUCCCAGCAUUAAUCGAAAGGAUAUUGUGGAAGAGAAACAGCCCUGGGCCUAUCUCAGCUGUGGUCAUGUCCAUGGUUACCACAACUGGGGCCAUCGUAGUGACACAGAAGCCAAUGAACGAGAAUGUCCUAUGUGCAGAACUGUUGGACCAUAUGUGCCACUUUGGCUAGGCUGUGAAGCAGGAUUUUAUGUGGAUGCAGGACCUUCUACACACACAUUUAACCCAUGUGGACAUGUGUGCUCUGAGAAAACAGCAAAAUAUUGGUCUCAAAUUCCAUUACCCCAUGGUACUCAUGCAUUCCAUGCAGCAUGUCCUUUCUGUGCUAUACAACUUAAUGGAGAGCAAGGCAUCAUUAAACUAAUUUUCCAAGGACCAAUUGACUGAUGAAGAUGUGAAUGAGGGCAAAAAAACCUUUUUGGGAAAUACUGUGAAAAUAAUCUGCUACUGUAGCUGGAUGCCUACUUGCUGGAUGAUUGACAUUAUUUUCAGAGGAAGUGGGAGGGCAAACAGGUUGGUGCGGGAUACAGUUAUUUGUGAUGUGGAUAAUAAUGAUUAAUAAACGUUUUACGGGUGCAGAAUUUAGAGGAGCCAUUCGUAAAAGCUACAACUAAAAAAAACAAAAGUUACCCUUUUGUUCUAACCUAUUUUGCUACAGUGUGCCCUUUGUAUAGUUUUAUAAUUUAUAUGAUUUUAAUAUAUUGCGUGUAUAUUGAAUGACCUGUUCAGAUAAAGCUGUAAAUCAUUUAUGGCUUUUGUGUAACCUUGGCAGUAAAGUAUUUACUUAUUUAGACUUACUCUCUUUUAGCUAGAAUGUAUAGCAAUGAUCUGCUCAUUCACUAUAACUUGGUUUCAUUUCUCAGAAUUUAGCUAAAUUCUGCACCAGAGAUCAUUGUUACGGUGGGUAAUUGUCAAAAUACUGAAGUAUUCAUUAAAGGCUUCGCAAAUCUUUUGCAGAAGUAUUUCUGAAA
Molecule: messenger RNA, 2275 nt
Organism: Hemiscyllium ocellatum (epaulette shark)
Lineage: Eukaryota; Metazoa; Chordata; Chondrichthyes; Orectolobiformes; Hemiscylliidae
Product: E3 ubiquitin-protein ligase pellino homolog 2
Exons: 7
Coding region: 429-1691 (420 amino acids)
Biological process (GO): regulation of Toll signaling pathway; protein polyubiquitination
Molecular function (GO): protein binding; ubiquitin protein ligase activity
Source: RefSeq, a predicted model, not a curated record